This is a messenger RNA of Danio aesculapii, 1619 nucleotides long. RefSeq names its product gastrula zinc finger protein XlCGF7.1-like. The record is from RefSeq and is a predicted model, not a curated record. Gene Ontology annotation, biological process: regulation of transcription by RNA polymerase II. Gene Ontology annotation, molecular function: RNA polymerase II cis-regulatory region sequence-specific DNA binding; DNA-binding transcription factor activity, RNA polymerase II-specific. The transcript is spliced from 3 exons. The coding region runs from base 560 to 1228 and encodes 222 amino acids. Lineage: Eukaryota; Metazoa; Chordata; Actinopteri; Cypriniformes; Danionidae.
GACUUCACCAACUUUAUUAUAUCAGAGGAAUUUCUGUCAAACUCGGCCCAUUCUGUCACUUAAAUAUAUUAUUCCAAACACUCACACAAACAGGUAAAGAAAUCUGAGAUCUAUUAAUAAUUGAGCGAAUGUCUUUGUUUGACAUGUACUGAGAAGAUUUGUGCAGUCAAAUAUAAAAUAAUCUAAAAAACUUUAUAGCCAGACUUGACUGAAGGUAUUAUACACUCAGGGAUUGCACAGAAACAGUGUUAUAUUCCUCUGAAGAGACUGAAGAAGAAGAAGAAUUAAUCUGAACACAAAUGAUUCCCUCUGCUGUCGAGAGAAUGAUUGACAAACAGGCAGCCAAUCAGCUUUCGCUGAGCACCUACGGGCAGCCAAUCGGCUUUCUCUGAUCAGCGUGCAGGCAAAUCUCCCGCCCCCGGCGCUCAGUCUGAGGCGGAGAGCGGAGAGUGCAGAGCUUUGCUGUUUGCUGUUGAAUUCCUUUAACUCCACUUCUGUUACGGGUGUUGUGCGUCUAUUCAAAGCUCCAGUGAAGAGUUGAUUGAAGGACAGCGAGAACAUGAGUGACCCAGAACCCUGCAGAAUUAAACAUGAAGACGCUGAACAACAAAUAGACCUAAUUGAAGAGUAUGAGGAGAUCAAAGAGGAGGAACAUCAUGUCAAAAUUGAGGAAACUCAUUUACAGACUGAUGGUAUUUUGAAAAGGAGAGACCAGAAUCAUUUUACCUGCACCCAGUGUGGAAAGAGUUUAAGAAGAAAAAACAGUCUUAAGAUUCACAUGAGGAUCCACACUGGAGAGAAACCAUUCACAUGCACUCAGUGUGGGGUGAGUUUUAUCCAAUCAUCACACCUUAAUGAACACAUGAUGGUCCACACCGGAGAGAAACCAUUCACAUGCACUCAGUGUGGGAAGAGUUUGGGAAGAAAAAACAGUCUUAAUAAACACAUGAGGAUCCACGCUGGAGAGAGACCAUUUACAUGCACUCGGUGCGGGAAGAGUUUCAGCCAAUCAUCACACCUUUAUAAACACCUGAAGAUCCACACUGGAGAGAAACCAUUCACUUGCACUCAGUGUGGGAAGAGUUUCAGCCAAUCAACACACCUUAAUCAACACAUGAGAAUCCACACUGGAGAGAAACCGUAUGAGUGUUCACACUGUGAAAAGAAAUUUAGAGAUUUAAGAACCCUGAAAAGACAUGAGAGUAUUCACCCUGGAAAAAAGCCAUAGGCAUGAUCAGUGUCUAUUAGGGAUGCUCAUAUUGACUGUUUAACCGUAACCGAAAGGAUGCAUUUUUAACUGAUUAUGGUAUUAUUACUGUGAAAUAUUUAUAUUUUUGAUGUUUUGCUGCAUAAAUACACAACACAUAUUUGUUAAUUGUGGAUUGUUAGAAGGAGCAACCACACUUGCCUACAGACAUAUUUGGUAAAAGAAAAAUCAAAAAUGAAAAGAAAGAUAAUGCACGCCACAGCUUUGAGUUGACGGCCAAACCAGCGCUGAUGCUGAUCGCCUCUGUCCUGGAUCUGCAUCAUAAACACCUCCGUUUCUUUGCACAAGUGGAGAAUGAAGCCACAAAGGUAAAACCUUCUGAAAUGUGCUCUGCUUUGGAAAUGGCCACAAG